ACCAUUCACUCGUUGAUUUUCGCGUUCUUUUCAAACUCUCUCUCUCUGAACCCAAAACACCUUGUUUUGUUUUCUCUUCCACUCGAUCAUGGACUUCCACAGCCUCUCAAGGAAGGAGCUUCAAGCACUUUGCAAGAAGAACAAGAUUCCCGCGAACAUCACCAAUGUUGCCAUGGCUAACGCUCUUUCGGCUCUUCCUCAUGUUGAAGGAUUGGAUGAAUUUUUUAAUCCAAUUGAAGCUGAAAAAGCAGCUGAAACCCCCGUUCCUCAUCGUGGUGCGGCGUCUAGAACCGCAACCCGAAACAAACCUGUUAGAGAAGAACCACAAAGCUCAAAGGUGGUGUCUUCGCAGAGGCCUCAGCGUGGGACUAGAAGAGCAGGAAAUGGUGACGGACUGAUAGCAUCCGAGCAAGAGAAUAAAGAUGCCAAUGUUUUGGUUACUCCUGCUGCAAAGAAAAGGGCUCCUGCAGUUUCUUUGCGCAGAAAGAAGGAAGUUGAGGCGGUUGAAGAUGAUGAAGAGAAGAAUAGGGGCAAUGAAAAGAUCAUUGAUUUGACUAAGACUCCUGCUGCUGUUCCAAGCAGUAGGACAAGGGCCACUGCUCGAAGGUCGGUGAGGUUGCUUGAGAAGAACCUGUCCAACAUGAGCUUGAUCGAUGCUGAAGACAAUGGACUUGAAAAGCUUGAUGAUGUUUCUGAGGAAAUCAUUAGUGUGUCUCAGCAAAUUGAAGACUCUGCAGAUACUGAAGAGGUGUCUGAUGCAGGGGCUAGUGUGAAGACUGUGACUGAUGUGGUUUCAGGAGAAACCAAUGAACAAGAGGUCUGCUCUAUGGAAAUGAAAACUGAAUCUGAAUUGGUCAAUGAUUUGGGUUCAGAAGUGCAAGCAGUUUCUGUGGAAGAAAUUGAUGUUGAGCCUUUGUUGGAGGCUGAAUCAGAACACAAGGGGUCAAGUUUGAAAGCUGAUUCCGUGCCACGUGAAACAAAUGUGAAAUUGGAAGGAAGUUGUGAAGCACUGGAAGAUUCGAAUACAGUGGACCAAGCAAUAGAGGAGAAUGAUGUGCAUGGAGGCGAUGAAGGAUCUGAGUUAUCUGAAAUAGAGGACGGUGACAAAUCUGAAGAUGAAAAGGGCCCAGCAAAUUCUGAUGCAGUUAUUGAACUGAAUUCAUCCAAUGUUUGUUCUUCUGAUGAGCCCCAAGAAGAAGAUUGUGAAGUCAAAUUGCACUAUUCUGAUGAAUUAUCAUCAGAAGUUGGUGAGAAUCUAGAAGAAGAAUCUGAAAUCAAAUUGGAGAACUGUGAAGAAUCCAUGGAAGAGGGAUCGGAAAAGGUCAAUGCAUCUGACCUCUUCGAUGUGCCUUCUGCUCAAGCCUCAGAAAAUCUAACUGUUAUUGAUAAUUCUGAGCUCUUGGAAAAAUCCUCCACCAUGGAGGAAGAGAAAUUAAUUGAUGGUGCUUCUGAUGUUAUCGGCGCAUCAUCUUAUGAAGAAUCCAAGACAGGGGUUGAGGAAAUGGAUAGUAAUGCUUCAGAAGAGGAUUAUGCAAAUCCAAAUUCUGAGAACUCUUCUGAUGUUACUGAGAAAAGCAACAGUCUUGAAGAUAUCACUCUUCAAAAUCACCAAGGAAAAUUAGAAGAAACAUCUGAGGAUUUAGAAGAAAAGGAUGCAAGUGCUGCUCAGAUCUGCAUUGAAUCCUCCGCAGAUGUUAACCAUGUUACUCUUGAAUCAUCAUUGGUCCAUGUAGCUGUACGAGAAGCAGAAGAACAAAAGGACGAUGAAUCUGAUCAAUUGAAAGGUAAUGACCAACAUGAAGAUUCUAAUGAUGAUGCAGCUGCAGAAGAAAUUGCAACACAUGAUGAUUCAUUGUCUCUGCCGAUUCUCAAUCCCGAAAAGCUAGUUGAAGAUGAUCUCUCAUCAGAAGUUGUCAUUGCAGAUAAAGAACAACAUCAUGCAGUCGCAGAAGAAGUUGCAACUGAUGAUGCUUCACUCUCUGUGCUGAGUUUCAAUUGUGACACAGCCGUUGAAGGUGAUGUUUCAUCAGUUGCCAUUGCAGAUAAAGAACAACAUGAAGAAUCUAAUGUUCAUGCAGUCGCAGAAGAAGUUCCCACUGAUGAUGCUUCACUCUCUGUGCUGAGUUUCAAUUGUGACACAGCUGUUGAAGGUGAUGUUUUAUCAGUUGUCAUUGCAGAUAAAGAACAACAUGAAGAAUCUAAUGUUCAUGCAGUCGCAGAAGAAGUUGCCACUGAUGAUGCUUCACUCUCUCUGCUGAGUUUCAAUUGUGACACAGCUGUUGAAGGUGAUGUUUCAUCAGUUGCCAUUGCAGAUAAAGAACAACAUGAAGAAUCUAAUGUUCAUGCAGUCGCAGAGGAGGUUGCCACUGAUGAUGCUUCACUCUCUGUGCUGAGCUUCAAUUGUGACACAGCUGUUGAAGGUGAUGUUUCAUCAGUUGUCAUUGAUGAUGCUUCGCUCUCUGUGCUGAGUUUCAAGUGUGACACAGCUGUUGAAGGUGAUGUUUCAUCAGUUGUCAUUGCAGAUAAAGAACAACAUGAAGAAUCUAAUUUUCAUGCAGUUGCAGAAGAAGUUGCAACUGAUGAUGCUUCAUUGUCUGUGCUGAGUUUCAAUUCGGACAAAGCUGUAGAAGGUGAUGCUUCAUCAGAAGUUUUCAUUGAAGAUAAAGAACAAAAUGAAGAACCUAAUGAUGAUUCAGCUGCAAAAGAAACAGCUAUGGAUGCUUCAAUGCAUAUGCCGAGUUUCAACUCCAACACGCUGGUGAAAGCUUGUAAUACUCCAAUACAAUCUGUUGUUGUUGAACAAUCACAGGAAGAAACAAAGGGUGUUGCAAAUGAGAUUCAAACAGUGGACAGUGCUGUUGGUAAGAAGGAGAACCGAACCGAUGAUUUGCAUCAAAAGAGUGUGAGAGAACUAAGGAAGAUGUUAAAGAAGUUAGGGCUGAAUAAUAAUAAUGUUGCUGGGAAGGAAGUGGAGAGGAAAAGAACUGCACUGCAGGUGCUGCCAGAGAACCAGAAUACUCCAAAGGCUAAGUGAUUGGCUUGAACAAAUUGUUUACCACAAGAGUUUUAUAUGGACGUUGGCUUGAACAAAUUGUUUACCACAAGAGUUUAUAUGAACGUUUAUGUAGUUUAGGAAGCAGUUUGAAUGUCCAAAUAAUGUUUGCUUAGAUAGUUGGAUACAACAUACGAGGGGAGGGUCCAAACUCUUGGUUUUGACCCUCAUAUGCACUAUAUUUUGCUUUUCUCAGUCAAGUUGCAGAUUUUUAUUGCAAUUUCUGUUAGAUAUUAUGUUUUUCUUAUUAUCAUUUUAAUGGAAUAUUUCUGUCUAGUAUCUAUGACACCUAUUUACCAUUCGCCUACUGUAAUCUAUUUUAAUGUAAUCUAUUUUACUAUGAA
Arachis duranensis is the source of this 3396-nucleotide messenger RNA. Its product is annotated as helicase SWR1. Bases 89 to 3034 code for a protein of 981 amino acids. Lineage: Eukaryota; Viridiplantae; Streptophyta; Magnoliopsida; Fabales; Fabaceae. The record is from RefSeq and is a predicted model, not a curated record. The transcript is spliced from 6 exons.